This is a messenger RNA of Bombus pascuorum, 1099 nucleotides long. Its product is annotated as transmembrane protein 223. Gene Ontology annotation, cellular component: mitochondrion. Bases 318 to 1043 code for a protein of 241 amino acids. The transcript is spliced from 5 exons. Lineage: Eukaryota; Metazoa; Arthropoda; Insecta; Hymenoptera; Apidae. The record is from RefSeq and is a predicted model, not a curated record.
AUACAGAAAUAAGAAAAUUAAGAAUUAAUAAUAAUAGUAAUAAUAAUAAUAAUCUCUUAUCGGCUUUCGCCUAUUAUGCUACCUAUAUUCUAAUCAUUUUUAAGUCUAUUUAUUUAACCAAAAGGUUCUUAUUUUUAGCAUUCAUGAUUAAAACUGAUUAAUGCGCUAAUGUAAUACAUGACGUAUGAUAACAUAACCAAAAGAUGUACUAAUGUGUGCGUUCUACAUAUUAAAUUAAUUUUAUUUCAUAAAAUAAAAGUAAUUCAAAUAUGAAAUGAAAUGAAAGUGAUAUAAAUCAUAAUUAGAGGUAAAAUAAUAUGACAAUGCUGUUGAAUAUUUUAUCUCAUAGAAAUGCAACAAAUUCUUUUUGUAAGUUACAAUUUGUUUAUCAAUCAGUGGUAAGAAAUACUAAAUAUAGGAAUUCUAUGCUUUUUAAAUGUCUCCACUCUUCGUCCAAGUGUACAUUUAGAAUAAAAAAUAUAAGAGAAUGUAAGAAACAAUUAUAUCACGAUUUGAGAAACGUAAAUACAAAUGUACAAAAUAAUGUAAUAUUAUAUAAGAAUAAGGACACUCAUGAUUUCAUAAUAGCGAAACUACUUUUAUAUGGGUGGAUUUUUUGUAAUACAUUAAUAUCAGUGGCGACUUAUAAUCCAAAAUAUAUAACAACAUGGCGUAAGGAUAUAUCUUGGUCAGAGUAUUUAAAAAUAAAUGGAGCAUUAAUCAUGUACUUUGCAUAUUCCAUAAUAAUAGGACCUGCUGGUGGUGUAAUGUUAUAUUUGGUUAAUCACAGAUUGAUAAAAUACGUUAUUUUACAUAAAGGUGGCAAAGAUGUAUCUAUAAUCACUAAUCAUUUAUUUAAAAAACAUGAUACCAUUACACUUCCUCUUGAAAAGGUUAAAGUUAUAUUUGCAAGGCAGGAAAUGAAAUCUUUCUUGCCAAUGAAGAUUCAAGGAAGAAGGUUCUUUUUCAUUCUCGAUGGUCAUGGAAAAUUUUUAAAUGAAAAAUUAUUUGACUGUACAGUUGGAAAUAGAAGACGUUGGUAGAUGUAUUUUGCAGUUAAAUAAAUUAUGAUAAAUAAAUUAGAGAUGUAAUACAGCUA